This is a messenger RNA of Solanum tuberosum (potato), 510 nucleotides long. RefSeq lists its product as uncharacterized. The coding region runs from base 1 to 510 and encodes 169 amino acids. NCBI's taxonomy places the organism in Eukaryota, Viridiplantae, Streptophyta, Magnoliopsida, Solanales, Solanaceae. The record is from RefSeq and is a predicted model, not a curated record. The transcript has a single exon.
AUGGCUUCCCAAUUUCUGCAUCAACCUCGUUUUAUUCAUCUUCAAGCCGUUAAGCGCAUCUUCCGCUAUCUUAAAGGCACUCCUGCUCAUGGGUUGCAACUGGAAAAAAAUAUUUCCAACUCCUUAACUCUAAUCUCAGACUCGGACUGGGCGGGAUGUACAACAACUCGUCGCUCUACCUCUAGAUUUUGCAUUUUCCUUGGGAGUAAUUUGAUAACUUGGUCUAUAAAGAAACAAUCAACUGUUGCGCACUCAAGCACCGAAGCUGAAUAUCGUGCUCUGGCUGUUGCCACUGCCGAUGCUAUAUGGAUACAAUUUCUUCUCCGUGACUUGGGUAUUUAUCUAUCCACUCCUAUUCUUGCCAAAUGUGAUAAUAUUGGCGCCAUCCAUCUUGCACAUAAUCCGGUCUUUCACUCAAGAUCCAAACAUGUUGCUUUGGACUAUCAUUUUAUUCGUGAAAAGAUUGCCCAAGGUGACCUUACAGUUUCUCAUGUUCCCACCGCACAAUAG